Molecule: messenger RNA, 2478 nt
Organism: Cladocopium goreaui
Lineage: Eukaryota; Dinophyceae; Suessiales; Symbiodiniaceae
Source: the annotation of a GenBank genome assembly
AUGGACCUUCAUGUUUGCUUUGCUCUGUGGCGCCUUCAAGCUGGGGUGGAGGUUGGAAGCAGAAAGCAGGAGAAGCUAGAACAAGAAAGAGCUGCAGCAGUUAGGCUUUCAGAGCAAAGAACAGCGCAGCUGCAAGAGAUGGUCAUUCAGGCACAACAGCAGUGCCUGGAAUCCAUUCGAGCGUCGGAAGCAGCAGCUGCCAAGGCAAAUGCCAGAGCUGACGCGGCUGAAUCUAGAUUGGAAGAGGUGGAGAGGCAGAUGGCUGAGAUGGCUGAGACUGCGAAGAAUGAGGUGGCACAAUCACCACGGGAGGCAUCUCCUGCCCUGCCCAAAGAGUCACAGCCAUUUGCGCCAACUUUGCCGAAUCUCCAAUUCCAGGAGGAUGACGAACAAAACAUUCCGGAGAAACCGCCCAAAAUCAUCAUUGAACCGCCCAAAAUCACCAUUGAAAUCACUCAGCCGCCUCUGGAGAAAGCGGAGGAGGGCUCUGCUGCGAGAUCUCCAACAGCCCCCAGGUCUCCAGGAACAUCUCCAACAUCUCCAAACCAUGGGGUUCUCACCCCUGGGGUGGUGGAGCGGCACAUACUUUCUGAGCCAGCAAUUGUCUCGCCCGCCAAUUCCACUGGGUCGGCCAGCAAGUUUCCGCAGGUUUCUGCGGAGGAGGAUGGGACCAAGAGGUCGGUGAAAACGCUUUUCGUUCAGUGUUUUAAGGACGACCUGUUUCAAGAACGACAACUUCUCAUGUCUCAGAUCAACAAUUUGUUCAAACUUCGGAACAAUGGGGAGGCACUCCAAUACAAGGAAGCCGGAUAUGAGAAGCUGCACAACUUCCUGGCGGAUGUACCCGGCCUUUCCCUGAUCGGGGCUGGCAACCGGAUGGAGCUCAAACUUGGUGAUCGGGACGCAUUUGAACGCUUUAGCGACGACUUGCUGGAGGGUAGGGAGGAUCUCCCCACCUUCGAUCAACCAAAGCCUGUGCCUGAGAGUUUCCAGAACAAAGUUGUAGAGGUCUUCAGGCGCUGUGGUUCUCGGGAGAUCCCUGCGAAGAACUUCAGGGAUCUUUGGAACUGCUUCUUCCCGCACGAGAAGCUACAAUGCAAAGACUACGGCUAUCGUGAUGUUAAAGGACUGCUUGCGAAUAUCCCUGUGGUGGAAAAAGUUGGUGGCAAGAACUCCACCAAAUAUGUUCUCAAGGUGAAUGAUACAGAAUUUGCCCAGCCCGAGCCAGAAUCCAAAGCGGUCGUGGAAGAUGAUUUCGUGGACGUCGGUACAACACCUAUGGCGCCCAUGACACCUUCCAUGCCGAUGGAGCGUGGAGGUCAGCCCCAACGUUUGGAAUUGCGUAACUUCAUGACCGAACAGAUACAGCCGGCGAUCAUCACUCCCAACCAUCGCCCUGUCAACACUUUGGAUGAUGGUGCCGAGCUGGAGGCCUCCAGGCAGCUCAUGCAACCACGGCAGGUGCAGGCAUCACAGGCACCUGGAAAGUGGGGCAGCUCCAGCUCGGGGAUGAGACCUGAGGCAGCCUGGAAGGACUACAGCUGGGCCCAGGAGAUGGGCCUUUCCGCUUCACAAGCUUCUGGCGGUCAAGCGCCAGACCGUCUUCCUCCCUUCCGAAAUGAUUUGUCAUCGCAGUAUCCGUCACGCAGCAUGAACGUUCCGCCACAGUUCCUGCCGCAGUCUGCACCACAUCUGCAGCUGGGAAACCCGAUUCAGCAGCAGCUCUUGGACCUUCAGAUGGCAGCGGAAGGGGCGGCGAAUCGAUCCCCUGACCCACGGUUCAAUCAACCACAUACAGAGGAGCUUUUGCGCUUGCAGCAGCAGGUUCAGCAAAGACUACUGCAGGAACAACAGAGACAGCAACUUCUGCAACACCAACUGGAAGGCAUCCCUCAGCAGUCAUUUCCUCCGCAGCAGUUUCAACCACCAUUGGUUCAAGACCCGGGCUUGGGGUUGCCACAAUACUGGAACCAACAUGCACCAGGUGACGUGGACGCUGCACAUGCUGGAAGGACGGGUUCAGGGGAUCAGCAGUCCUGUACGGGCGGCGAGGAGAUUGACCAGGCUGGUGCGGCGGAUGAUAGUUUGCACCUGGACCUCUUGCUGCGGGCAUCGGCCUCCAAAGCUCUGGAUGCUCCAGAGACAGCUGCUGCUGCUGCAGCCGCGGUGCAGACUCGUGCAUCCAGGUUGGACAGGCCACGCAAAUCUGCGAGUGCCUUCGUGACUUCUCCAGCCACUCUCCGCCGUGAUGACGAAGAGUUGUGUCAUGCCUCCAAGUUCGAUGUGGGCUCCCUCUACCAAGCGACAUCCUUCCUACCUUCCUUCGAGGGGCACAUUGAGUCCCUGCAGAACGACCGCAACUGCUUGCUGGUGUGCCGUGUAAGAUGUGUUUGGCAGGGCGCUUCAUAUCCAGAAAAGAUUAUGGCUAUGUUCUACAGUCUUUUUGUAUCUUUUUGUGUGCAACGAACAUCCUUUUGA